UCUGUUUCUUAAGAGAAACGGAAUCGAACGCAUACUACGCACUCGCUAUAUAUCACUGCACGCGAUCUUCUAUCUUUCCAGCACAAGUUCAAUAACCCAACAUCCGAAAAUGUCUGCAAGCCCGUCCCCGUCCGCCGGUGGCGAUAGCAAGCCCAGUGAUCAGAUUCAUUUCCGCUUCUGUCGCGAAUGCUCCAACUUGCUUUAUCCGAAAGAAGACCGCAUCAACAACCGGUUGAUGUUCACCUGCCGAACCUGCCACGUCGGCGAGCCCGCGACCUCCUACUGCGUCUACCAAAACAAGCUGAACACCCAAGUCGGAGAUACUGCUGGUGUGACUCAGGAUGUGGGAUCUGAUCCUACGGUUUGUCUCCCGGGUUUCUGUGCUCAUUGUGGGGAGGAGAUUACCUGCUUCGUCUGUGACUCAUGGUCUGAGGACUCAUGGUCCGAGGAAGACUAUGACGGGUUUUCGUCGUCAUGAGGCCCAACUAUCAUGGAUACAUUCCAAGGUGUCUGAAAUUUCCGUGGCUAAUACACACUCUUAUUAGCUUCCACGAUCCAACAAGCUCUGCCCGAGCUGCGGUGAAGCCGAAGCAGUCUUCUUCCAGUCCCAACAGCGAUCUGCCGAAACUGGAAUGGUGAGCCUCCUUGCUUGGUGUUGGAGUCAAGAUGCGGGUGUUGGCUGACGUUCGAUCCCCAGAAACUUUACUAUGUGUGCUGCGCAUGCGGCAACGUUUUCGUCUGAUCUCGGUUUUAUCAUCUAUUUGUCAUGUACCUGAUACCCAAU
Aspergillus ibericus CBS 121593 is the source of this 784-nucleotide messenger RNA. Its product is annotated as DNA-directed RNA polymerase II core subunit RPB9. Gene Ontology annotation, cellular component: RNA polymerase II, core complex. The record is from RefSeq and is a predicted model, not a curated record. Gene Ontology annotation, molecular function: DNA-directed RNA polymerase activity. The transcript has 2 exons. Gene Ontology annotation, biological process: transcription-coupled nucleotide-excision repair; maintenance of transcriptional fidelity during transcription elongation by RNA polymerase II; DNA-templated transcription. Lineage: Eukaryota; Fungi; Ascomycota; Eurotiomycetes; Eurotiales; Aspergillaceae. Bases 110 to 478 code for a protein of 122 amino acids.